AUGGAUACCUACAUCAAGGAGUUCUUGGCAGCCGGCAUCAUCCGUGCCUCUACUUCUCCAUCCGGAACAGGCUUCUUCUUUGUGGGGAAGAAAGACGGGGGUCUUAGGCCAUGUAUUGAUUACCAGGGCCUCAACAAGAUCAUGAUUUUUUAUUGUCCUUUCCGAAACCUCUUCAUUCCUGUGUUUCUGAACUGUUGGCUGGCAAAACGUGCUUUGGAAAACAUGGUUAAUGAUCUUCAUCGUGCUAUUCACCGGACACAGUCAGCCAUGUUCAAUCAGCUCCUCAUCCUCAUCUCCACUAUCAUCUGCCUCAUUUUCACUUUCAUUUGUGGUGUUGAGCACUUGCAGCGUGCUGGUACAAAAGUCACAGUUUUCGACUCUUUCUACUGCAUCGUGACAUUCUCUACAGUGGGGUUUGGAGAUGUCAUUCCUGAUAUCUGGGCCUCCAAGUUGCUGGUUGUUAUUUUGAUAUUUGUGGCUUUAGUAGUCCUGCCUAUCCAGUUUGAGGAGCUGGCCUACUUGUGGAUGGAGCGGCAGAAGUCAGGAGGAGAUUACAGCAAACAAAGAGCAGAAACCGAGAGACACGUGGUGCUGUGUGUCCGUUCAGUCAAAAUCGACCUGCUGAUGGAUUUCCUAAAUGAGUUUUAUGCUCACCCCAUACUUCAGGAGUACUAUGUCAUCAUCCUUUGCCCAGCAGAGCAGGAUGCGGCGGUGAGACGGGUGCUGCGGAUCCCGAUGUGGUCACACAGAGUCAUAUAUCUGCAGGGCUCUGCCCUCAAAGAUCAAGAUCUGACCAGAGCAAAGCUGGGUGAUGCUGAGGCUUGUUUCAUUCUGACCUGCCGUUGUGAGGCUGACCGCAAUGCAGCUGAUCACCAGACCAUCCUGAGGGCUUGGGCAGUGAAGGACUUUGCUCCAAGCUGCACUCUUUUUGUUCAGAUUCUCAAACCAGAAAACAAAUUUCAUGUGAAAUUUGCAGAUCAUAUUGUUUGUGAGGAAGAGUUUAAAUUCGCUAUGCUGGCCCUGAACUGCAUCUGUCCUGCCACGUCCACCUUAAUCACCCUGCUGGUGCACACAUCUGAAGGCCUAGAGGGUCAGCAUUCUCCUGAGGACUGGCACAGGAUUUAUGGGAAAUGCUCAGGAAAUGAAGUGUACAGCAUUGUUCUGAAAGAAAGCGUCUUCUUUUCUGAGUAUGAGGGAAAGAGCUUCCCUUAUGCCUCUUUUAAUGCAUAUAAUAAAUACGGCAUCUGUCUCAUUGGAGUCUGUCCUGACGACACUAAGAAUAUACUGCUGAACCCUGGUUCUCAGCACAUCAUGAAACCUUUGGACGUGUGCUUCUACAUCAGUGUCACCAAAGAGGAGAACUCCUGCUUUAAGGCCAAGAAAGAGAACAAGACUCAACCUCCAACCAGCAGCGCUAUUACUAGCAUGGGUACCAUGGCUAUAGACAUGCAGGAAAUAAGCAUUCCUUCCAGUUUAGGUCCAUCGCUCUCAAUUGAAACUAAUAUAUCUGAAAAGAGAAAACCAAACGUGGUUCCUGUUCUGGAAUUGCCAGAUUCACCUUCCUUUCAGAUUGGCAACCUGCUCAUCGAUGAGUCAAAGAGCCCAUGUCAGCCCUGCACUAGAAAUCAAGGCAGCAAUGGUUACAUUAAGGAAUAUCCUCCAGAUUUACCCUACAUCGGAAGCUCACCAAUACUUUGCCAUUUACGGAAAGAGAAAGCACCCAAAUGUUGUAUGAGGCUAGAAAAGACCUGCAACCACAAAGACAAAGAAGAUGUCAAAGCAUACAGUUUGAAGAAUAAGCUCAUCAUUGUGUCUGCUGAGACCACAGGAAAUGGCCUGUACAACUUCAUCCUCCCAUUACGAGCCUCUUACAGAUCAGAGAAUGAACUGUGUCCCAUCGUGCUGCUCUUGGAACAUGAGCCAGAAGCAGAGUUUCUUGAGACUGUCUGUUGGUUCCCAAUGAUAUAUUACAUGCUUGGAUCAAUCGACAGUCUGGAUGACCUGUUGCGUUGUGGCAUCUCGUUUGCUGCUAAUAUGGUGGUGGUGGAUAAAGAGAGCACCAUGUCCGCUGAGGAAGACUAUAUGGCUGAUGCAAAAACUAUUGUUAAUGUCCAGACCCUGUUCAGGUUGUUCUCCGGCCUCAACAUCAUCACAUAGUUAACCCAUCCCGCUAACAUGAGAUUCAUGCAGUUCAGUGUAAAGGACUGUCACGCACUGGCCUUCUCCAAACUAGAGAAGAAAGAAAGAGAGAAAGGCUCAAACCUGUCCUUCAUAUUUCGCCUGCCAUUUGCAGCUGGUAAAGUGUUUAGCAUUGGGAUGCUGGACACACUGCUCUAUCAUUGUUUCGUUAAGGAUUAUAUGAUAACCAUUACCAAACUGCUGCUUGGACUAGAAACCACACCAAAAUCUGGUUUCUUAUGUUCUAUGAGUAUCACAGAGGAAGACUUGUUCAUUGAGACAUAUGGCAGACUGUAUGAAAUACUCUCCUCCACUGUAGGAGACAUUCCCAUCGGCAUCUACAGGACCGAGUCUCAGAUACUUGAACCUCCUGAGACUCCACGAUCCCAAAUGUCAGACAACGUGUCAGUCUUUGAGGAGGGAAAGGACCCGGAGGAGCAACAGCAGGGUCUUCACUGUGAACCGCCAGACAUCCAGACUCAUUCUCUGCGUCGAAGGAGCAUGCAGUGGGCAUCCAGUCUGCUGGGGCCGUGGCAUGCAGAGCGUGAAGCAGACAGACUGAGCCAGCAGCGCAGCGUCCUGCUCUCAUGCUCCGAGAGACAGGAGCUCACUGAGCUGGUCAAGAAACGCAUGAAGAACCUUGGGCUCUCCACACAGGGAUUCGAUGAGCCGAAUAAUAACCAGAGCAGUCACUCAUAUGCCUUAAUCAACCCGUCACCAGAUACAAGACUGGAGCUUAAUGACAUUGUGUACAUAAUCCGUAAAGAUCCUGUCUCAUUAAAGCUAAACAAUACUGACAAGAUCAAGAACAGCAUGAGGAGUGAUUUACAAAUAAGAGACAGGAACACAAAGAAUAAUCUCUGAAUGGAGAUCACAACCACAACAGCUGUUUAUCUUCACUGUGACACGAGUAAUGCUUGUUCUUCAGCAUCAGGUGAAGCUCUGAAAGCCAUUAAUGUAUUACCUAUACACACUGAUGUAAAGCCUUUGCUUUAUCAUACUGUAUUUGUUGCUGCCAGCAUGCUCCUGCCUCAUGCUCAGACUGACACACAGAGUUCAAAGGUCACACACAGUGAUCCAGUUAAAGUUUUCUGUUUCUGGCUGGAACUCACAUUAGGCAGCUGCUGAAUUCCUGUCAGACCCAGCUGCAGUAAUGCAUGGAUCUGCAUUUCUCACAAUCCCACUACAUGUAUAUACAUAGUGCCAGUGUAACCCACCUAAAAAGACCACAAAAAUAU
This is a messenger RNA of Cyprinus carpio (common carp), 3416 nucleotides long. Its product is annotated as potassium channel subfamily T member 2-like. Gene Ontology annotation, biological process: potassium ion transport. Gene Ontology annotation, molecular function: intracellular sodium-activated potassium channel activity. NCBI's taxonomy places the organism in Eukaryota, Metazoa, Chordata, Actinopteri, Cypriniformes, Cyprinidae. The record is from RefSeq and is a predicted model, not a curated record. Gene Ontology annotation, cellular component: membrane.